AUGCAGGCAGCAGCUGUGCCGCCCGCCCCGCCACCGCGCCGCCGCGUGUACACGGCCGUCGACCCGCGGUGCGAGUGGGCAAGCACCGAGGACGCCGACACCCUCGUCGUCGACGUGUCAGGGUUCAGGAAGGAGGAGAUGAAGGUCCUGUACAGCACCAACCAGAAGCUGAAGGUCACCGGCGAGCGCCAGGUCGACGGUGCGCAAUGGGCGCGCUUCCUCAAGGUGUUCCCGGUACCGAGGAGCUGCGACGCCGGCGCCAUUCGGGCCAAUAUGGACACUGAAAACACCCUGCUCUAUGUCAUUCUGCCCAAGGGACCACCGCCGUCGUCUAAGCAGAAAGAGCAUCAGCCCGGUAUCUCUGAGAAGAUACCGGGCAGUGCUGAUGGCUCGUCUAAGCAGAAAGAGCAUCAGCCUGGGAGCUCUAAGUCUCUGAGAGGACAGCAGAAGAUACCGGGCAGUGCUGAUGGCUCAUCAGGCAGCAGCAGCGGCAGCCUAUGGAGCGCCCAAGAAGAUGCAGGGAAAGACAAGGUUGAAGAGAAGGAACAGAGAGAUCAGGGGAUGGAGGAACAGGGACAAGAGGCGGCAAUGGCCACACAAGAUUUGCCAAGAAGCGAUGGUGAUGAAAAUGCUGUCGAGAGAGAUGAUGGUGAGGGCAAGAGAUGGUGGAGGAAAAUCAGAGUUCUCCACGUUCUUGGCUUUGCUCUCGUCCUUGCGUUGGUGGGUGCUGGUGCCACUGUCCUGUAUGUAAUGUUGCUGUGAAGCAUGUUUAAAAGUUAAAAGUUGUGUGUGUAAAUGUAUAUCCUGUGCAUAACAAUUAACAGUUAUCAACUGGGUGUUUACAACGACUGUCAAAGGACA
This is a messenger RNA of Phragmites australis (common reed), 861 nucleotides long. RefSeq names its product inactive protein RESTRICTED TEV MOVEMENT 2-like. Bases 1 to 762 code for a protein of 253 amino acids. The transcript has 2 exons. The record is from RefSeq and is a predicted model, not a curated record. NCBI's taxonomy places the organism in Eukaryota, Viridiplantae, Streptophyta, Magnoliopsida, Poales, Poaceae.